AUGGGGAUAAUUGCCUACUGGAAUCGAGGGGAAAAAAAUCUAGUUACCUCUCAAUCUUACGCUGCCGGUUCCAUAACAAUAACUAGUGGAGUAGUAGGAAUAACCAACAGAGCGUUUAAAGAUUUUGUUUUAGAACCGAUUAAAAACGGAUUGGAACAGUUAGAAAAUAACCGCUCCAAGCUUUUAAAAUAUCGUUAUAAUACAUUUACCAUGCGAGAAAUAAUAAUUGUCAAAGACAAUAUUCCCAAAAUAAAAACUUUUUUGGAGCGGGAACAAAUUAACUACGAAAUUCAGCAAGAACCCAAAAAUUUGCCGAACGAAAAAUUACUGGAAUACUUAGAAACCAAGAGUAAAGAAAAUAUUUUCGCUGAUUAUGACGAAGCCCUGAAAGAUAAAGAACUUGAAGCCGAAAAAAGAUUAUUAGAGGAAAUGGACGACGAGGAAUGA
Molecule: messenger RNA, 447 nt
Organism: Cetraspora pellucida
Lineage: Eukaryota; Fungi; Glomeromycota; Glomeromycetes; Diversisporales; Gigasporaceae
Source: the annotation of a GenBank genome assembly